UUUUUCGUGGAUUGUCUAGUACUUUAAAUGAGAUGACGCAAGAAGAAGCCUGCCGAGUGCCGGUCGAAGCUGAUUUUGACUUAAAUUUUGCUGAUUUGGUGCGCAAGUUUGGUAGUGAUGUUCCUGCUAUCAUCCAGUGGUGUCGUAAAUAUGGUCUUUUGGCUGAAAAUUUGCUGUGUAGUAUUUGCCAAGCUCAUUGCAAAGAGCAAAUUGGAAUUUCAUGUCGUGAUGGUGUACGCUGGCGGUGUUCAAACACCAAGUGCAGAAAGAUUUUUAACAUCCGAAAGGGAAGUUUUUUUGAGAAAUCGCAUCUAUCACUUUUUCAGAUAAUUGCCUUGGUAUAUUGGUGGUGUGCUGACUCCAGAAAAGGCCAUGGCUUAUCAAAUGAUAGACUAAUGACUGAGCUGCGGAUAGGCUCGUGCCAUACUGUCGUUGAUUGGCACCAGUUUUGUAGAGAUGUAACUGUUGAUUAUUUUGUGUGUCAUCCACAGCAAAUUGGCGGACCUGGAAUAGUGGUAGAAAUCGACAAAAUUCAAAUUCCAAAACGGAAAAACAAUGUUGGACGGAUCAUCCCACAAAAAUGGAUCCUCGGGGGGUACGAACGAGAAUCAAAACUUGGUUUCCUGGUCGAAGUUCCAAAACGCAAUUCAGCAACGCUUUUGCCCUUCAUUACUAAAUGGGUUGCACCUGGUUCUGUAGUAUGGGCUAAUAAGUGGAAGACGUACAAUCAACUCCAGCGACAAGUAGCGAAACAACAGGAUUCUGCAGAUGGUAUUGAGAACAAUUUAAUUAAGUUUGUCAAUCCAGAAAGUGGCAUCAGCAACGUUAAAGCUAUGUGGAAGAGAGUAAAGUCGAUGUUGAGACCAAUGGUAGGCCCAACACGCAAAGAGCACUUAACUGAUUACCUAUCAGAGUUCAUGUGGUAUCAACGUUUUCAGGACAAUACAUUCUUCCACUUCUGGACGCAAGUAGCAGAAAUUUAUGAUGUACAGAAUCCAUGAUCUGAUGUAUGCUGACAGUUGUCGAGAGUUUAGCCACUAAAAAAUUGGCUGCCACAAUGCUCAUCACUUUCCAAGUUGGCCAAGAAUGACAGACACCAUCUUGAGAGGCACAAGUUGUAAACCUUCUUGAACUUUAAUGCUUGGUAGCUAUGUUUUUAUGCACACAUUUUAUUUUAAUUUUAAUGAUGAAAAUAAGAAAAAGUAUGUAGUAGAAAGAAAUUUAAUUAUUAACAUGAUACAGUAAUUAACAUUUUAACAUCAUACUAAGAUUUUCAUGUUUGAAUUGUCAAUAUUUCUUUCGGAAUAAAAUCAUUAAAUUGCAUUA
Anneissia japonica is the source of this 1326-nucleotide messenger RNA. RefSeq lists its product as uncharacterized. The record is from RefSeq and is a predicted model, not a curated record. NCBI's taxonomy places the organism in Eukaryota, Metazoa, Echinodermata, Crinoidea, Comatulida, Comatulidae.